Molecule: messenger RNA, 552 nt
Organism: Chrysochloris asiatica (Cape golden mole)
Lineage: Eukaryota; Metazoa; Chordata; Mammalia; Afrosoricida; Chrysochloridae
Gene: VPS25
Product: vacuolar protein sorting 25 homolog (S. cerevisiae)
Exons: 6
Coding region: 22-552 (176 amino acids)
Biological process (GO): protein transport to vacuole involved in ubiquitin-dependent protein catabolic process via the multivesicular body sorting pathway
Cellular component (GO): ESCRT II complex
Molecular function (GO): structural molecule activity; protein homodimerization activity
Source: RefSeq, a predicted model, not a curated record
CGGGUUCCCUGGACUACUACGAUGGCGAUGAGUUUCGAGUGGCCGUGGCAGUAUCGCUUCCCGCCCUUCUUUACGUUACAGCCGAACGUGGACACGCGGCAGAAGCAGCUGGCCGCCUGGUGCUCGCUUGUCCUGUCCUUCUGCCGCCUGCACAAGCAGUCCAGCAUGACGGUGAUGGAAGCUCAGGAGAGCCCGCUCUUUAACAACGUCAAGUUACAGCGAAAGCUCCCUGUGGAAUCAAUCCAGGUUGUAUUAGAGGAACUGAGGAAGAAAGGGAACCUUGAGUGGUUGGAUAAGAACAAGUCUAGCUUCCUGAUCAUGUGGCGGAGGCCAGAAGAAUGGGGGAAACUCAUCUAUCAGUGGGUUUCAAAAAGUGGCCAAAACAACUCCGUGUUCACCUUGUAUGAACUAACCAAUGGGGAAGACACAGAAGAUGAGGAAUUCCAUGGGCUGGAUGAGGCAACCCUACUUCGCGCCCUGCAGGCCUUACAGCAGGAACACAAGGCUGAGCUCAUCACCGUCAGCGAUGGCCGAGGUGUCAAGUUCUUCUAG